UCGGAGCGGACCGGGACAGAGCCGUGCUAAUCCGGACUCUCGGCUCGGACCGACAUGUUCUGGGAUCUAAACCGGAACGGAGCGCGCGGGACACCAAUGUGAGCUGCAGGACGGCGCAUGCCAGAGCGCGCGCGUCCGAGUGGAUGAAUGAGUGACGGAGAUGGACCGGAAACUACUGAGUCAGGUGGUCUUCGUGUGCGUGGCGCUGAGCGGGCGAGUCUCCCCGGCUGAGUUAACCUGCGAAACUUUGAUCCUGCUGUCGACCAACUUCACAGUGAGGACCUUAGCCCUGCUCAACCAGACAUUCACCAUCAGCAACUCCUCAGGUGUAUACUGUGACCUGUCGGUGGAUGGGAUAGGAACCUGUUGGCCUCGAAGUGCAGCAGGUGAGCUGGUCUCCAGACCGUGUCCUGAGCAGUUCAACGGGAUCCACUACAACACCACCAAUCGGGUCUACAGAGAGUGUCAGGUGAACGGCAGCUGGGCGCCUCGAGGAAACUACAGCCAGUGCACCGAGAUCAUCGUCCUGAGGAAGAGUAAAGUUCACUAUCAGGUGGCUGUCAUCAUCAACUACCUGGGCCACUGCAUCUCUCUGGGAGCGCUGCUGCUUGCCUUCACGCUUUUCAUGAGGCUCAGGAGCAUUCGCUGUUUGAGGAACAUCAUCCACUGGAACCUGAUCUCCGCCUUCAUCCUGAGGAACGCCACCUGGUUCAUCGUCCAGCUAACAAUGAAUCCCGCUGUUACCGAGAGAAACCAGGUGUGGUGCAGGCUGGUGACGGCAGGUUAUAACUACUUCCAUGUGACCAACUUCUUCUGGAUGUUUGGUGAAGGCUGUUACCUCCACACUGCCGUCGUUCUCACCUACUCAACCGAUAAACUCAGGAAGUGGAUGUUCAUCUGCAUCGGGUGGGGUAUUCCAUUCCCCAUCAUUGUGGCGUGGGCUUUUGGGAAGCUGUACUACGACAAUGAGAAGUGCUGGUUUGGAAAGAGGGCGGGAGUUUAUACAGACUACAUUUACCAAGGCCCCAUGAUCCUGGUCCUGCUGAUUAACUUCGUCUUCCUGUUCAACAUCGUCCGGAUCCUGAUGACCAAACUGAGGGCAUCAACAACCUCAGAAACCAUUCAAUACAGGAAGGCUGUGAAGGCGACGCUGGUGCUGCUGCCUCUGUUAGGAAUCACCUACAUGCUUUUCUUUGUGAACCCCGGAGGAGAGGAUGAGGUCGCUCGGAUCGUCUUCAUCUACUUCAACUCCAUCCUUGAGUCCUUCCAGGGCUUUUUCGUCUCUGUGUUUUACUGCUUCCUGAACAGCGAGGUGCGCUCCGCGGUCAGGAAGCGUUGGAUUCGUUGGCAGGACCGUCACUCCAUCCGGAGCCGGGCCGUACGUGCCACGUCGCUGCCCACCUCACCGAGCAGAGUGUCCUUCCACAGCAUCAAACAGUCCUCAAACCUCUGACAGAGCUGAACUCACCCAAUGACAGUCUGAGAUGUGAUUCCCGUUGGCCAAUCUGAGCUCUUAUGAUGCGUGAGGACCAGACAGUUAGAGGGGGGCUCUGUGUGGCCCCGCCUCUCUUCACCCUCACUAGACUCUCAGUCACUGGACUCAACCAAUCAGCUGCUUCAUAUGUUGCACUGAGCAGCCGGACUGCAUUUAAUAAUUGGUUUAUUGAUUUAUUGAUCAGUGUUUUAUUUAUCAGCUAUUACUGUAUGUAUUAUUGAUCACCAGCUUUCUGCUCUUCACACACACGCACACUGAUCAUCACAGAUUCAGAGGUGUGUGGUGAGAAACCCAGUCCUAACUCAGACUGUCUGAUAACCCUGACCUGGCGCUGCCUGGACGUCAGCUUCCUGCUCUACUUCCUCAGGUGAACAUUUAUUCAGAUUAAAUCUUCGUGCGAGUGGAUUAAGGAUUUGGACCAGUUCCACCAGUGGCAGGAAAGUAAAGCUGGGUUAUCAGCAGGUUUUACUUUGCAUCAGAUGGCGUCUUUAUGACCACAAGAACGUCUGCUUGAUGUUUGGUGUGAGUGCUCCGCCACAGAGACGCUGCUGAAGACACACAGCAGCAGAUCCAGGAGUGUGUGUGCGUGUGUAUGUGUGUGUUUGUGUGUUCCUGUCUAGCUUUCUUUGUGAGGACCGAAAUCUGCAUUCUACAAUACUUGUGAGAACCAGCAGUCACUUGUGAGGACACACAACCCCGUCCUCACAAAUUUGAAGCCUUUAAAGGCCUUUUUCAGGCUCAAAAUGUGGUUUUAGUCAGGGUUACAAUUAGGUUAUGGUUAGGCAUUCAUUUGUAAUGGUUAGGGAAAGCAUUAUGUCAAUGUAGGUCCUCACUAAGAUAGCUGAAGGAAGUUGUGUGUGUGUGUGCGUAUGUGUGUGUGUGUGUGUGUGUGUGCGUAUGUGUGUGCGUGUGUGUGUGUGUGUGCGUGUGUGUGUGUGUGUGUGCGCGCGUGUGUGCGUGUGUGCGUGCGUGUGUGCGUGCGUGUGUGUGUGUGUGUUUGUGAGAGAGACAGUGAUUGAUCCAUCCGUCUGAUCAGUGGCAUUAUUCCCUGGAAGAAUCGUGAUGAAGCUGUGCUCCAUAUAUCUGAAUAAUCUGUGUUGUGGCGCCCCCUGCUGGAGCGUGAAGUCUCACUCUGAAAUAAACUCCUCCCCCUCAGGAUAUCCGUGUCUCCAGUUGACAGGUGAGCGCACCUGAGGCUCAUGAGCUUCUCUUAGAAUGACAUCAUCAGUUUAAUAAAUUAACCCAAGCUUAACUUGCUGUGAAAGGGGCGGAGUUUACACCAUGUGACCAAUCAGAAACAUGGACAGAUCAGCAAACUGAUAUCUGUUUAUUUCCUUCAUGAACAAAUGGAAAAGAGGCCGUUUAUACAAUCAUUUCCACCUGCAGUCCCUGGCCAGGUAAAAAUAUGUGACACACUGAAGUUGACACACAAGCCACCACGGCGAGCGGACGGGAGAGCCGGCCGGCUUGGAUUGGCUCUUAGCCUGGCAGGGACGCCAGCGCCUUUGCCGGUUUUGGCGACUCAAUGUCGGGAUGGAAAGGCGAUAGAAAGCACAAAAACACCAUUUAGGUCACACGUUACCAUAACAACCAGAGAGCAUUAAGGGACAGAGAGGAGGCUGUUCCUCUCAAUGCUGUUGGUGCAUUUCAGGAGGACGCUGCUAGUAAAGUUACACAAUUACACAGUGAUUUCGCGUUUAUUAUAUAUAUUUACAAAAUCCCACAGUUUUUGUCUUGAUCGUAUCAUUUUAUUUUGUUGUAUUUAUCCGCCACACCUUAAAGGCCGGUCCGUGAAAAUAUUGUCUGACAUCAAACCGGUCUGUGGAGCAAAAACGUUUGGGGACCGCUGGAUUAAAGAACUAGUAAGUCUGUUACUGACAACAGUGAUGAAGGGGAGGGAGAGCAUGGUCCCCUGAGGGGCCGCUGUGCUGCCUCACACAUACGGUACAGAAGCCUCACGUACUGUGGUUGAGGUGGUUGAUCGUCUAUGCAGUCAGGUGACUCUUCACUCCCGCUCCUUGCAGCUUCUGUCAGCAGUGCAGAUUGGAUUGAAGGCACUGAAAGCACACGUGUGUCAUCCAGGUCGUGGCAGCUAUCCUGUGGACUAUCCUGUGCUGGUAGAUGUUCUGCAGAGAGGCCACUGGACUCCUAAUGAUCUUUUCGGCAGCCUUCACCGCUCUCCAGGCGUUUGCAGUCCAUAGGAUUGGUGUUGCUGCAGCAGGUCAGGAUGCUCUCAGCUGCUGCAGCUGUAGAAGUUUUUACAUAUGAAAUGUUCUCAUCCUCCUCAGGAAGCACAGCCACUGCUGAGCCCUCCUAACCAGCUCUGUGCGGUUAAAUGUCCCACUGAGGUCCUCACGGAUGUAGACACUGUUGGGAUUUGUUUUUAUCUUUAAGACUAAUAUCUCACAAUUAGCAUCACAUAUUUGUCUUUUACUGCACACAGUGUAUUGCAGAAGAGUUUUGGAUUCACUCUGAUAAAACAGACACAAUGCUUCCUCGUCACCUCCUCACAGGAACGUGGCCUCGGGCAUAAAUCAGGUGCUCCUGGAAUGCACUCCACAGCUCUUCUUUAACUCUACAGGCCUGGCCGGAGGACCAGAGAUGGUUGUCAUGGUAAUGGAAGCGUCGCCAGCAGAAGGGUCAUAUCCAAAUAAGGAGACGCCCAGAAAGCUGCAGAAGAAGAAACAUGAACUGGAUCUCAGCCAGAUAAGCCAAUGACCUUAGUAUCCUGUUAUCACACAUAAUGAAAAGUGCUGCUGCCAGUGCGUGGCGGCAGCCUUUUGUCUCUGAGCCAGAGGGAGGAGGUCCAUGUCGCCGUGUAAAACUCAUUUGAAAUUCUAACCCCUCUCAUAAGAAAUUGUAGAAACUUAUAACUGGAGCAUAUUUGUCUGCUCUCUCAUAAAAAAAACCCUACAACACCCAGAAGGCUGAUUCUGUUCAUCUGGACGUAGCAUUUUCAGUUCUACCACGAUCCAGAUGAACAGAAUCAAGCUUUUGGGAUUUACUUACCUGGAUGAUUGAGCAUGCAUCAAGACAACAACACCCAGGUGUUUAGAACAGCUCACCCUCUGCAAUUCAAGCUCCUGAGUGAACAGGAGCUGCUGACAUCUCCUCUCCUUCCUCGUGUCCACUAUCAUCUCUCUCGUCUUCUCUGUGCUGAGGGGAAGUUGUUGUCCUCACACCAUGACACCAGACUGGCCACCUGCUUCCUCUAUGCCACUUUGUCUCUGGCAGCGAUGCAUCCUAUCACUGCAGUGUCAUCUGCAAACUUUAGAAUAGAAUAGAAUAGAAUAGAACAGCUCUCUAUUGUCGUUGUACAUGUACAAUGAAAUUGUGGGUGCUCCACCCCAGCUGUGCCAGAAUAAAAUAUAAAUAGUAGGCAGCAGGGAUAAAUAACAAACAGGAGACAUAUGUCCAAUCAAGAGGCACACAUUACCAAUAAGUUGCAGAGUGCUUGGAGGAAAUGCAAAGACAUAAAGACUUGGUCUGAAUAGAGUCUGUGUGUGAGUGGUCUGAGUGAUGAGGGUCACUCAGACCAUGGCUCAGAUUGGUGGGUGGGGUGUGGGGAUAUAGUGUUUGCUAACAGUCCGAAUGGUCCAGGGGAAGAAGCUGUUAGUGAGUCUGGAGGUGUGGGACCUGAUUGGCCUGAGGUGCCGACCAGAGGGCAGCAGGUCAAACAGGUGGUGGGCAGGGCCACCUGUGAUGGCCCUGGUUUACCUGAGACAGGAAGAUCUGAUGAUGGCCUCCAGGGGUGUCAGAGGGCAGCCAAUGUUAAUUAUCCUCUGCGCAGACUUCCUAUUCUCAGUUGUGGCCCCUCAGUUAUUCCUCCUCAGCACACGGAGGAAGUGCAGCAGCUGCUGGGCCUUCUUUACCAGGGCUAUGGUGUCGUGGGUCCAGGUGAGAUCGGCGGAGCCUUGAUCUGUCAGCAAAUCAGUGAGACACUGAGACACGAUCUUCUCGAAACACUUCAUGACGACAGACGUGAGGGCUAUAGGUCAGUAGUCAUUGGGGUGUCCACGCCAGUGUUUGGGGGGGAUGGGAAAGAUGGUGGCGGCCUUUAGACAGGUGGCAACGGUGGCAUGAGUCAGGGAGAGGCUGAACAGCCUGGUGAGGAUCCCUGCCAGUUGGCCCGUGCAGGCGUUGACCGCAGCUGCUGGGACACUAUCAGGACCGGCAGCUC
Pelmatolapia mariae (spotted tilapia) is the source of this 5675-nucleotide messenger RNA. It is a transcript of the gene crhr1, whose product is annotated as corticotropin releasing hormone receptor 1. Lineage: Eukaryota; Metazoa; Chordata; Actinopteri; Cichliformes; Cichlidae. Gene Ontology annotation, cellular component: plasma membrane; neuron projection. Gene Ontology annotation, biological process: cell surface receptor signaling pathway; adenylate cyclase-activating G protein-coupled receptor signaling pathway. The record is from RefSeq and is a predicted model, not a curated record. The coding region runs from base 161 to 1453 and encodes 430 amino acids. The transcript is spliced from 14 exons. Gene Ontology annotation, molecular function: corticotropin-releasing hormone binding; G protein-coupled peptide receptor activity; corticotropin-releasing hormone receptor activity.